AUGGCGGAGUCGUUGCCCCUGGAGAUUCUCACGUAUAUUCUGAGCUUCCUGCCUUUGCCGGAUCAGAAAGAGGCCUCCCUCGUGAGUCGGGCUUGGUACUCCGCAGCCCAGAAUGCCCUUCGGGAGCAAUCAGGCCUCAUCUCCCUGGACCUCAGUGGCUGCUUGGAGCUUGCUGACGGGGUGCUCUUGGCCGUGAGCUGCAGCCUGCAGCGCCUGCAGCACCUGAGCAUGAAGAAGUUGCAUCGAUUGACGGAGGCAGGGUGUAAGGCCCUGGGGGGCCUGCGGGAGCUCCGGAGCCUGGACAUGGCCGAGUGCUGCCUGGUGAGCGGGCAGGAACUGGCCCGUGCCCUGGGCUCAGCUCGUGGAGCUCCUCCCCCACUGGCUUCUCUCAGCCUGGCCCACUGCUCCUCACUCAAGCCACACCCAGAGCUGGAGGAUCAGAGCCUAGGCCCCAAAGAGCUCUCUCCCAAGCCACAGAGUCCCUCCCUGCUCAGGCUGCAGGAUCUGAAGGAGCUGGACCUCACAGCCUGCAGCAAGCUGACUGAUGCCAGCUUGACCAAGGUACUCCAGUUCCCCCAGUUGAGGAGACUGUCACUGAGUCUGUUGCCAGCAUUCACAGACAGGGGCCUGGUGGCUGUGGCCCGGGGCUGCCCCAGCGUGGAGCACGUGGUACUGAGUCACUGCAGCUGCCUCACUGACGAGGGCUGGGCCCAGGCCGCCAGCUCCUGGCCCAGGCUGCAGCACCUCAACAUGUCCAGCUGCAGUCAGCUCACCGAGCAAACCCUGGACACCAUUGGGCAGGCAUGCAAGCAACUCCGUGUGUUGGAUGUGGCCAUGUGUCCCGGUAUAACCAUGGCUGCUGUUAGGCGCUUCCAAGCCCAGCUGCCCCAUGUGACCUGCGUCCAGUCCCGCUUUGUGGGAGGGGCUGACCUGACCCUAACACUCUGA
Molecule: messenger RNA, 948 nt
Organism: Orycteropus afer afer
Lineage: Eukaryota; Metazoa; Chordata; Mammalia; Tubulidentata; Orycteropodidae
Gene: LRRC29
Product: leucine rich repeat containing 29
Exons: 6
Coding region: 1-948 (315 amino acids)
Biological process (GO): SCF-dependent proteasomal ubiquitin-dependent protein catabolic process
Cellular component (GO): SCF ubiquitin ligase complex
Molecular function (GO): protein binding
Source: RefSeq, a predicted model, not a curated record